Molecule: messenger RNA, 2235 nt
Organism: Fusarium sp. VM40
Lineage: Eukaryota; Fungi; Ascomycota; Sordariomycetes; Hypocreales; Nectriaceae
Source: the annotation of a GenBank genome assembly
AUGCAUCCCCAGAACGCCGAGUUACCAUUCACUUGGCCCGGAAACGACUCGGACGACGAAAGGAGCGGCAGAACUUCCAUAUAUCGAUUGAUACCCUCCAUGCAGAAGUUCAGAGGCAACCUGACUGCUCUAUCCCAGAUGUACAAUCUUUACUUCUCUGCUUAUCAAGGCCGAAUAUUCGUCUACAGACCCCGCGCCGCUCCGAGCCAGGCACUCCCGCGCCAACCCGACCUACAACUCAAGCCCAAAGCGAGUACCGUGGCCCGGCUAGUGGGUGGUGAGAUGGAUCAUACAAGGCCGCACACGGUGAACCAGAUGAUUACCGGGCUUCUUGGUGAUCAAGAAAUAAUUCUGGCGUGCUACGAUGAUGGCGAUGUGGUUGCGUACUACACCCAACAGAUUGCCAAACGAAUACUCUCAUGUCGUGGGACAACCGACACGUUGCACACAUCGGUUCCGAAACAGUUCUUUCACGAAAAUGUUGGGAGGUCAGCUUGGGGUUUGGCUAUACAUCAGAAAUCCCGCCUGAUUGCUGUCAGCUCGAACCGUCACGAGGUCGUAGUCUUUGCUCUGGCUCUGACACAGGAUCCUCCAAACCGCAGGGCGGGCUGGUCCCGUAUGGCGCAGCUGAAUAUCCAGACACGGACUCGGAAUUGGCGAAUCGUCAUUCGGCUGCCUCCCAAGGCGGAGAACAUGCCCAACAUAUGCUUUGUUAACGACUUCCAAGGCAACGCUCAGCGGGUUUGCGCAGUUGAUAUCAGAGGAACCGCAUGGCUGGCAGAUAUUUGGCAAGGGAACAAAGGCCCAAUAGCUCUCCAGCCGCUAUGUUCAGAUCUACUGAGAAGCGAGGAGUUCUACCCUGGACCAUCCAGAGGAUGGGGAAUAUUUGCCCUCGACGAAGGGGAUUUUCUGAAAGUCAAGACUACAGAGGAACUAUUUGGCGUGCCUACGAAUCGACUCGAAUUUGUCCCAGCGAGCAAUGGCUGCAGUCAGCCACUGGUGAAUGUCAGAAACGCACUGACUAACAUUCCCGAUAACCCGCAUAGUAGGCUGAGACCACCGAAUCAGCCUGGCCAACCGCCACAUCUCCCUUGGGAUCCCGGGAUGUUUCAGCCAGGCUUUGCGAUGCAGGAACCAGUAGAUCUAAUGGGAAGCGACGGAAGUGAUGAUGCAGGCGAGGACGAAUUUGAAGAUACAGAGGAGGAAAGCGAAGACGAAGGCAUCGAACAUGGUGACUCGGAAGUCGCUUCAAUAGUCGAUUCGGAGGAAGACGCUAUCGUGACAGCUACAGACUGGAACACCCUGAGCUAUUUCCAGGUUCAAGCCCAGGCCCAUGCCCAGGCUCAUGCGCAUUCGCAUUCGCAUUCGCAGGCACAGGCACAAAAACAGGACCAAGGGCAUAAUGCUGGCCAGUCAGCAGCUAGUCCUCCCGAUAACUUGUAUGGUUGGGAUGCAAUAUUGAAGCAAGAAGAUUUCAACAGGGAGCGUCGAAACGAAAAGAAAUACAUGGGCGAGGCCGCUCAACACGAUGAAGCAACGCCUUAUAUGCUAGACAUGACAUACUUUCCUCACAACAACAAGGUCUACCCAACUCCUCGGAACGCGCAUGAGAUGAUGACUUUCCUGUCAAGGCGUUGCGAGCCCAACCAGCAUUCUUUAGCGUCAGAGGCUCAUUUGACAGAUCUGGGGAGAAAGCUGUUUCUGCUACGCACCUACGAGAAAGACAUCGAGUUGCGCUCGUUCUCCCCGUUCUUCAGCAGGAAUUCGCAGUCGGAAAUUGGCGUCAUUUGCCCGGACGCUCUCAAGUUCGGGCGCUUUAGAGACCCUGGGCUACAUCCUCAUUUCCAUGCGACGAGCAGGCUGAACAUGAUUGCCAUGGCCCCUGAACUCUCGCUCAUGGCCAUUGGGUCGCCCACCGGACGUGUUGUGCUUUUGACACUGACACGGAAGGCCGUCAGUACGGAUCGCGACGAGAGGAACUGGGAGCACGGAUUUCGGGUGGAAUGGGUGCUGCCGACAGGAUCUGACGAGAUGGAGCAUCGCAAGACUCUGCGACCUAUGCACGGAAUGGCUUUGGGCCCAAUUCAGGUGGGAGAUGAUAUCGGAGGUAAGGUCGGAGGUGGAGGGCCUGCGAUGCCCCGGCGAUAUCGGCUGAUGCUGCACUAUCGAAACCACGACAUCUUGUCAUAUGAGCUGACGCGCGAGGAGCAAACGGGCAAGCUAUGCAUUUUCUGA